Heteronotia binoei (common prickly gecko) is the source of this 2966-nucleotide messenger RNA. RefSeq names its product G protein subunit alpha 12 (gene GNA12). Bases 31 to 1179 code for a protein of 382 amino acids. Gene Ontology annotation, biological process: adenylate cyclase-modulating G protein-coupled receptor signaling pathway; Rho protein signal transduction. The transcript is spliced from 4 exons. The record is from RefSeq and is a predicted model, not a curated record. Gene Ontology annotation, molecular function: G-protein beta/gamma-subunit complex binding; GTPase activity; D5 dopamine receptor binding. Lineage: Eukaryota; Metazoa; Chordata; Lepidosauria; Squamata; Gekkonidae. Gene Ontology annotation, cellular component: heterotrimeric G-protein complex; brush border membrane.
CCGCCUCCCCGCUUCGCCGCCGCCGCCGCCAUGGCCGGGGUGGUGCGGACCCUGAGCCGCUGCCUCCUGUCGCCCGACUCGGGCGUCGAGAGGCCUUUGGACGGCGGCAAAGAGCGGAGCCGGGACAGCGAGCGCGAGGCCCGCCGCCGCAGCCGGGAGAUCGACGCCCUGCUGGCCCGCGAGCGGCGCUCCGUGCGGCGCCUCGUCAAGAUCCUGCUGCUGGGCGCCGGCGAGAGCGGCAAGUCCACCUUCCUCAAGCAGAUGCGCAUCAUCCACGGCCGCGAGUUCGACCAGAAGGCCCUGCUCGACUUCCGCGCCACCAUCUACGAGAACGUCCUCAAGGGCUGCAGAGUCCUGGUUGAUGCACGGGACAAACUAGGGAUCCCUUGGGAGUACUCAGAGAAUGAGAAGCAUGGGAUGUUUCUAAUGGCCUUCGAAAGUAAAGCUGGGAUGCCCGUCGAACCUUGCACAUUCCAGUUGUACGUACCUGCCCUGAGUGGCCUGUGGAAGGAUUCUGGGAUUAAGGAAGCUUUCAGCCGUCGAAGUGAAUAUCAGCUGGGUGAAUCGAUAAAGUAUUUCCUGGAUAAUCUGGACCGGAUUGGUCAACUGAACUAUUUUCCCAGCAAGCAAGACAUUUUGCUGGCUAGAAAAGCUACUAAGGGUAUUGUGGAGCACGACUUCAUCAUCAAGAAGAUUCCUUUCAAAAUGGUUGAUGUGGGCGGGCAGCGAUCUCAGCGCCAAAAGUGGUUCCAGUGCUUUGACGGGAUAACGUCUAUAUUGUUCAUGGUCUCCUCCAGCGAAUACGAUCAGGUCCUCAUGGAAGACCGGCGCACAAACAGACUGGUGGAAUCCAUGAACAUCUUUGAGACCAUUGUCAACAACAAGCUCUUUUUUAAUGUGUCCAUCAUUCUGUUCCUGAAUAAAAUGGACCUCCUUGUGGAGAAGGUCAGGAGCGUCAGCAUCAAGAAGUACUUCUCAGACUUCAGAGGCGACCCCCACAGGUUGGAAGACGUCCAACGUUACCUGGUGCAGUGUUUUGACCGCAAGCGGCGGAACCGCAGCAAGCCCCUCUUCCACCAUUUCACCACAGCCAUAGACACUGAAAACAUCCGCUUUGUAUUCCACGCCGUGAAGGAUACGAUCCUUCAGGAGAACCUUAAGGAUAUUAUGUUGCAAUGAAGGAAAACUGCCCUGUUCGAAUCUACUCUAGUUGUAGGCCAAAAAAUACUACACACGUGCAGUUCUUGGAAUGGGUUUCUGAAACAAACAAGAAGAUAUCUUUUCCUUCGCUCGAGGAAGCUGCAGAGUUAACCAGCCUGAGCACAGGAGCAAUGGGCAGAAGUGCUGUGAAAGUGGAUUAGCUGCUGAAUUUUAAACCGAAAACACUACUGACAUAAAGUGGCUAUUUUAAGUGCAGUGCCUUCUUUUGAACACCGAAAGACACUACCGCCUUCUGCCUUUCACAAAAAAAAGAAGAGAGAACCCUGACUGUUGAAAACCAUGUAAAGCGGGUUUUUUUGUUUGUUUUAAUUAAUGUCAUUCUGCAACGGCACCAGAACUCGCUCACCAUAAAGCCUUGUUUAUUUGGGGGUGCUGAACUCACGAAUGAAGUAAUAUAUUCCGUUCUCUUAACUGACAAAAGUUGUAUUUCAAGACUCCCAAUAGCAAGGGGUUCACAGUUUGUUCCAUUACGGUGGCUACAGUAUGGUUUUGACAAUAGCUGAACUGGGGCAUACAAAAGCGGCUCUCCAGCUGUUAAUCCAAAAAUCUCUCUUCGACUACCUUGGCGUGGAAAUUCAGGACUACUAAUGGGAUUAGUUGGCCUCAAGGGGUGGAAAUCAAAGACUCGGGCUGGCAUAAUACCAGACUUUUUGUUUUGCACUACACGUAUCAUGUUUGUUGCAUCAUGGGCAAGGAGAUUUCUGCAGUGUUAACAGCACAAGACCAGCACUCAGAACACCUCAGCACGUAGUGGAUGCUCCAGAGAUGCAUCCUCUUGCACCUGGAGAAAACUACAAAAUGUUCCUCCUCCUUCUCAGCUGGACGGUGCUUUUGUACCAUAGAUCGGAAGCUAACACUGCUCUUGUCCAAACAUUUGGUAGGUCAAUAACACUAAAGCCAGACCAUCUUGAGAUUUCUCCGCUUGACAGCUGCGCUGAAUCCGGACUGUGCUCUUAAUUAAUCUGCGAUGUGUUUUUGUGGGGGGGUUUAUGAGCCUGAACAAAUACACAUUUAAACCACAGUAAAUUGCCGAGUCUAAAGUUGCCACUUUGGGGGCUACUACAAGAGUAUAUGUGAAUUUGCAGGAGCCUAUCAAUGUUGAAGUGAAACGUUUUUAAUUCUGAAAUGUGUAGUUUAAAUAUGGGUGCCUUUUUCUGUGUGUACAGGUAUUUCACACUUCUUGCUUUGGAAUCUGUAUUAACCUGCCUUUUCAGCGCCGUAGUUGUCAGGGAUUUCUUUUUUAACAUGGCUAAGCUGUUGGUACUGUACUUGUCGUAAUAAUACCUAAAGGGCUAGUGUUACCUGUAUCACGUUGUGUAGCUAUGCCUCUUGGCAAUGCCUUGCCUUGAAUGGGAGGUGGGCGCUCCAGGAAUUAACAGCACAAGCAGCAUCAGUCUUUAAAGCAAAAGAAAAUCUGAGAUCCUUCGUGGAUUGCUCAAGUUUAUAUAUAAGUGUGUGUGUGUGUGUUAUGUACCAUACUUGGCCAACCAGAAAUUUUCUAUUCUUGUAGUGAUGUCUUGUGCACAAAUCAAGCUGAAUUUUGGAAAUGAGGAAUAAGUCAGUCUCCUUGUUUCAUAUAAAAUUAAAAUGUAUUACGGUCCCAAAGGACCAGUGACUACGGAACCUCCAGCCCUUCGGAGGUCACCUAACAUUGGGUUUAUUACUUAAUGUCACAUGUCUUUUUAGGACCAAUUGCUUUACUCUUUGAGCACCUGCUUGUAGAAAAUGAAGCAAAUUUCCGUGCA